Messenger RNA from Opisthorchis viverrini, 3678 nucleotides. RefSeq lists its product as hypothetical. Lineage: Eukaryota; Metazoa; Platyhelminthes; Trematoda; Opisthorchiida; Opisthorchiidae. The record is from RefSeq and is a predicted model, not a curated record. The transcript has 19 exons. Bases 25 to 3678 code for a protein of 1217 amino acids.
UCAUUCAACACUGUACUGAAUGAAAUGCGUGCAGACAAGGAGACUAAGGCUGACCUUCAUUGCCGAGCGGAUGAUUUGCGUGAUCAGCUCUACGAAAUCCUGGAUGAGUCUAAACUGGCCAACGAAGCUCGAAUACCAGUUUGUCUCAAUCCUUCAUCGUGGUUGACAAAUAAACUAUAUUUGCUGACGAACUACUAUGUGGCCCUGAUGCAGGUGGAAUUGGCUCGCUUCGAAGAACGUGCCAGUCUUAUGCGGGACUAUUACAGAUAUCGUCAGCGUGUCGAAUGUAUCCGAACUACAAAUAUUCCAUACAAACCACUCAUCAAGGUUGGAGAACUGUCAUUCAACACUGUACUGAAUGAAAUGCGUGCAGACAAGGAGACUAAGGCUGACCUUCAUUGCCGAGCGGAUGAUUUGCGUGAUCAGCUCUACGAAAUCCUGGAUGAGUCUAAACUGGCCAACGAAGCUCGAAUACCAGUUUGUCUCAAUCCUUCAUCGUGGUUGACAAAUAAACUAUAUUUGCUGACGAACUACUAUGUGGCCCUGAUGCAGGUGGAAUUGGCUCGCUUCGAAGAACGUGCCAGUCUUAUGCGGGACUAUUACAGCAAGAAAGAAAGAAAGCGUUCAGCUGUAGCCCCUUCCGGUCGUUCAGCUGUAGCACCCUUCCGGUGCCUAGCUGCCAUGCCUUCCGAAGGAAGCACGAGGGCUGGGAUACUGCCAGGUUGUCCAAGCCUAGACAGGGGAAGUCGAGUGGCGGAGGUCGGACCCGAACCACGGACCUUCCGAAUGAUGGAGAAACAAACAAGGAUAUCAGAACAGACAGAGUUAGAAAAGAUCCAGAACUGUGUUGAUCCACGCGCCGCAGAAUAUACUCGGCUACCACUGCUUCAGGAAACUACUCACAAGGCUGCUGAAAACUCUUCGACAUCCUACGACCGGUUUCGCCCUUCCAGUUCGGGCUCAUCAGGUAGGCGUAGUCCCCGAGUUUCCGUCAACCUUAUGAUCUACUUGAACCCAAAUUGGACUGUUUUCGAGAAAUACACUAAUUUGCAAAUCAAUUUGGUCUUCACGGGAGACUCACGGUCAAAAGAGGAAAUUAUCGUCUGUGAAAAUUCCUUGGUGAAAGUUCGGACGGCGCGAACGUGCUUUCUCCGCAGUUUGGCUGCAACAGGUAUUCCACAGUUGUCCGUGGAUUUACGGAGAGUGGUUUACUUCCCACUCCCUGCGCGCACGCGAUGCUUGAUAGAAGACCCACUCGAUGUUGAAGAGGCUGACUCCGCCAAGAGCAAAGCCAGCACACCAAGUCUAUCCACUGGCCGAAAGAAAAUCACCACAAGUAGUCAUUCAAAGUCUCGUGAAUCAUCCAGUGGCAACCGACCCACUCUCAUUACCCUAUCGGAUUAUUCAAGUAGUCUGGAUUCGGUAAUUUCAUGUUUACCACCGGAAUUUGCAACGCGCACAAUCCUACUAAACUUGAAAUCAAAUCUUGCCGAGAUUUAUUCAGCUCUAACCAAAAACGGUCCGACAUUUGCCGGAGCAACCACGUCAGGCGGUCUGCAAGAACCCAACGCAAACAUUCAAGAGCCAAGAAACUCAGCCAGGGUUGAAGGGAGGACAACGAGAGCUGACAGAAAGACGUCUAGGUCAAGUGCUAAGGCAUCUCUCCCGAAUGCAAAUGAACUGUUCAUAGACAAUGUCGAGGCACCGAAAGAAUCAGAGACGCUAUUUUUAUACAACGUCUGCUUAUGCGCGUUACAGACCAUUCAAAACCAGUAUCACGCUGAGAAGAAACGUCUGCAAUGGGUGGACGAGACACAAAAACACCCAACACAAGUUGUGGACACUAAGCGAAGCCGUUUGUCUGGCAGCAAAAGGUCACCGGCAUCACGGAUGAAAAAGCAGGCUGAGCCUAAGCCACCUACACCAGUUUCCAAGAUCGCUGAGGAGGACCAUUCCGCAGUGGAAGUACGCCAUCGAAUCCAGCAAGAACAUCUGGCUGCAUUGGAAAAGCUAGUUUCACAGUGUGUUUUCCGGCUUACCCUAAUUCGAGUUCAAUCGUGUGCCAUACUGACCGAAUUGAAGCAAAGCAUUGCCGAGACGGAACAGACCAUGGUGGACUGGAUCGGCACAUUUACUUUGAAAGAACACCAAGCCGUGGAUGCUUUAAUUGAGUAUAUCAGGAAGGCAAUCGAGGAGGAACAGACGUUACCGGAACCCCUCAUGUUGGACGGCGACCGAUUUUAUGUUCAAAAGGAGCAAAUGCGAGAGGACGCAACGGAGACCAUUGAGGCGCAGUCGAAAGAAACCUCGAGGAUUAACGAUCUAAGCUACUUCAGCUUUGAACAACUUACUGAUUUACUCAAGCAGUUUCAACACUCAGCACCGAGUGGAAUUAUCGGCGUGACAUCCUUUGCGAGCAUCUUAAGUCCCAUUAUCGAAAAAAGAAUGCAGGAGCUUUCUGGACCCACAUCCCAAGAAAACAUCGAAGAACUGACUAGAAGAAUAAUUUCGGCCUACCGUUUGACUUUCGGUCCGGAGGAUGAGCGAGUUCCAUCGGUCAGUGUGCAGACAAAGAAACCUCAGUCUGGCAAACAGCAGACAGUAGAGGGCCAUUCACUUAAGACGGACAACGGCUCAUCUAAAGUAUUUUACAUCGACUGGCGUCGCUUCCUGUUAGCUGCUACACAUUCCUUCGACAUUUUCAACCCGGAAGCGCAACCAAAUAAAGAAAUGCUACUUCGCCUAUGUGAACGCUUGUUUGAAUUGGAUCAGACGACAUCAGCAGACAAUCGUGGACCUGGUCUGAUUGGGACAAAAGUCACUAGAGCACAGUUUCGAUUUGCUCCCUUCCCGUGGUUUCCAGAAAAUCACACAUACUAUGAACAGUUGCACGAUUUCAUCUUCUCCAUCUUCGCUGAUCCUCAUAAAAUCGAACUUCAAAAUGAUUUGGAGAAGUGGGGUGUUGACGUGGGGCCAAAGAAAUCGGAGGAUAUAGCACACGUUACCAGUAAGCCCAUGGAAGAAAGUGAAACUGGGGACAGUGAAAAGGAUAGCUCGGGUCAAGAUUUGACACACGCAGAUCUUUCACUGGCGCAGAAGGUCGACUGCUGUCCCCUGAUGCUUUCACUCGCACUGCUGAGCUCUGAUACACCUCUUACAGGAAUUUGGAGAUGCCUUUCUGUACUCAGCAUGCAGGAGGUGCUGGAAUAUCCCAAUUUGAAAACCUGUUUUGAAGGCCCUGCAGAUCUGGAGGCUCGUGAUCCACUGAUUUAUCAAGCCGUAUUAGAAAAGCUCCUCUGUUUUGGCCUGAUCUGCGUGGAGCCCAUGGCAGUCGCAGACCUACAGGAAUUGAACCAAGUUGCUGACACUGUGUUGUCAUACAUCAGACGAAUAAAGGAUACACUCAGGAAGAUAUUCACUGAAGUGCAGUCCUUGAGUGUGACGUCCUCCUCAGACAACGCCGUACCACUUUCAGUCCUACUUCAGCAGCCAGAAACAAUAAGGCUGUUGAAGGAGGCUGAAACACGAUUUACGCUACCCAGGAUGCCCGAACCAUGGCCAACUCUACUUCGAAUGUAUGCGAGACCGGAUUCCAACAGUACUUCAACCGUGUAUGAUUCAAGUGAUGAAAAUCAGUCUCGUCCGAUCAAUGCUUCAAGCCCUCUGCAGGACCAAUAG